AUGAAGGCGUCGACCGACCAUCAUGUCUCGGGUCCGCCGCCCGUGACGAUUGAGAGAGUCACCAGGGGAGGACGCCGACCAUUUUACCGCAUUGAUGUCAUUCAGCAACCCGAGAAGUGCCGCGCCUGUGGUUCGGGCCCCAAGUCUUCCACCGAUCGUCGCCCCGUUGAUCCGCCCCCGGUCGUCGAGCUUCGCAUCUUUGAAGGACCCCGAUUCGAGGAAGCCAAGGACAUCACCUUUACAUACAAUGCCAACUUCUUCCUCUUUGCGACCCUCGAGAAGGCUCGGCCCAUGGCCCACGGCCGCGUCACUGGCCCUGUUGUCGACGCACCGCCAGUUUUGACAGGCAUGCCGGUGUCUGGAAUGGCAUACCUUGACCGACCGAUCGAAGCCGGUUAUUUCCUAUUCCCCGAUUUGUCCGUCCGCCACGAGGGCACGUAUCGACUUUCGUUCAACCUCUACGAAGAGACCAAGGAUGACCGAGACAAAGACAUAGAGCCCGACGAGCCCUCUUCCGAACCACAGGGUUUCUUUUACCACAGAAUGGAGAUCAAGUCGGCCGACUUUGCGUGCUUCAGCGCCAAGAAGUUCCCGGGACUUGGGCUCAGCACACCCCUCAGCAUGACAAUGGCCGAACAGGGAACCCGUGUUAGGAUACGACGUGAUGUUAGGAUGAGACGCCGUGACGGCAAGCCCAGCAGCGGAGGUGGAGAUUUCAGCAGCAACAGCAACAACAAUGCAGAGGACGAAGCAGCACGCAGACGCCGAACACGAACACCAGAAGUGCCUGCCAGGGAAGAUGUGCGACGGUCGAUGAGCGGUGCUGGAGAUGCUCCUACUCGAAACCCGGAACCACAGCGCCGGCCUUCGGCAACCGACUACCGGGCACCGCCACCACCGAACCCUCCACCCCCAGGAUUUCCCUCGGCUCAGGUUCCUGCUACGAGUCAUCUGACCUUCGGAGGUGCCCCGUACGGUAGCCAUGGUCAAUACCAGCAACCCAACAGCAGCAGCAACAGCAGCGAGCAAGUGACUCCGGUACCCCAGUCGCCGGCAUACCCCUCUCAUCCUUCGCAACAGCAUUACGGCCAGGCGCCCCAGCCUCCCACACCCACGUAUCCGGAGCGACGUCUCUCUGACCACCGCCCUUCGCAACCAAACGGUCACCCGCAAACGUCGCCGCAUCAGCACAGCUACUCUCACCGCAGUUCACCGACAAGAGAGCGGUUCAUGCCGGACUCGAGGCGGCCUUCGGCUCCUAGUCACAGUCAUAUGCUGGGCGCGCGGCCCAUGACGCCACAGUCUGCCAACGACUUGCGAAGAUCUAGCGACUACAACAGGCCGAUCCCGCCUCCGACGGAUGUCCUUGUCGCAGACACUCAAGCCACGCCUCACCUGCCACCCAUCCGGUGGCCUCGUCCAAACAUGAACCUGCCCAGCCCACCCAGCGAACACCAGGAGGCACUACAGCCUCUGCAACCCGCGUCAUUGCCCUACCAGAGCCAGGCGCAUCAGCAGCAGCUAGGCGGCCGGAAGCGAACCCAUGACAGCUACGAAGAACACAGCUAUAGUUAUGGCUACAGCUACAGCCACAACCAUAGCCACGGAUACGGGUCUGCACCAUCUGCACGGCCACCGGCCAAAAAUCGAAGAAGACCAGAAGACGUGGAGGAAAAGUACACUGUCACUAAAACGAUGGUUGUUGACCGUCCAGAACAAUUUUUCCCAAAACCGCUCAAAUAUGUAUGGAAACAAUGCAGGGCCGAGCCGCCACCAAGGGAAUGA
Messenger RNA from Pyricularia pennisetigena, 1785 nucleotides. RefSeq lists its product as uncharacterized. The transcript has 2 exons. NCBI's taxonomy places the organism in Eukaryota, Fungi, Ascomycota, Sordariomycetes, Magnaporthales, Pyriculariaceae. The record is from RefSeq and is a predicted model, not a curated record. The coding region runs from base 1 to 1785 and encodes 594 amino acids.